Molecule: messenger RNA, 852 nt
Organism: Olea europaea var. sylvestris
Lineage: Eukaryota; Viridiplantae; Streptophyta; Magnoliopsida; Lamiales; Oleaceae
Exons: 6
Coding region: 27-836 (269 amino acids)
Biological process (GO): protein retention in Golgi apparatus; protein targeting to vacuole
Cellular component (GO): extrinsic component of membrane
Source: RefSeq, a predicted model, not a curated record
AUGCCUACAGAGCAGUUUCUGACCAGAUGAAGGCGGCGAGUGGUAAAUUAUCAUGGGAGCAUGUCCUGCGAUAUGCAAGAUUACGCAAGAAAUAUAUAUCUUUGUAUGCUAGUCUGCUUAAAUCGGAUCCUGAUCGGAUAAUAGUUGAUGAUAACAAAGAGAUUGAGGAACUAGAUCGUGAGCUUGAUAUUGAAGUCAUUCUUCAGUGGAGGAUGCUGGCCCACAAGUUUGUGGAGCAAUCGAUGGGGUCAGAUCUCUACCAAAACAAGCAACAAGCAAAGAAAUCAUGGUGGUCAUUUGGAUGGACCAACCAACCUGUCAAAGAUGAGAAUGUACCAGGAACUUUGACUGAAGAAGAUUGGGAGAGAUUAAAUAAUAUAAUUGGAUACAAGGUAGGUGAGGAUGAACAAUUGUUGAUCCAUGACAAGGGUGAUGUGCUCCAUAUUGCAUUGGAGGUUCACAUGAAACACAAUGCUUCAAAGCUUAUUGAUUCUAAGGAGUGCCUUGCUGAUCUAUCCUGUGAUAAUCUUGAUUGCUACAUAAAGCUUUAUAAAGAGGCUAAAAUUUUUGAUAUAAAAUUGGGAUCAUACAGACUGUUAUCUCCGAAUGGUCUUCUUGCUGAGAGUGAAAGUUCUUACGAUUCAUUAUUUGGUGUCUUCUGCUAUAAGCCUUUUGAUGCUGAUGUAGAUUGGAGCUUUGUUGCCAAAGCUUCACCCUGUUAUGUGACUUACUUGAAGGAUUCCAUUGAUCAAAUUAUUAACUUUUUUCAAAGCAACGUUGCUGUAAGUCAGACUAUAGCUCUGGAAACUGCUUCUGCAGUGCAGGUCUGUAUCUAAUCCUUUCUAACAAGUC